Mytilus trossulus (common blue mussel) is the source of this 1899-nucleotide messenger RNA. RefSeq lists its product as uncharacterized. The transcript has 4 exons. The record is from RefSeq and is a predicted model, not a curated record. Lineage: Eukaryota; Metazoa; Mollusca; Bivalvia; Mytilida; Mytilidae. Bases 286 to 687 code for a protein of 133 amino acids.
UAGCUAUAUUUGUUUCUGGAUGUUUGCUAGCAAGUCUGUUAAUUGAGAGAGAAAUAAACGAGUAUAAAAAUAUUGAACGAUAUGAUUGUAAAUGAAACAGUUAUCCAACAAAGACAAAAGAACAAGGUUGAAAACAUUUUCACUGGUUCGUACGUGGCACAGUGUAUUCGUAAUUCAAUCCGGUUGGAGGUGUUUCGGAAGAUACAUUACGGUGAACGUGCACAUCUAGUGAAAUAAAAGCAUACAUUACUUUCUUGGAACAUAGCGUGUAAAUUUGUGACCAGAAUGGUGUCCAUCAGCCUGACCGUAAACACUUUGUUGAGCGUAGGAAUAGCAUGUCUAUGCUUCGUAACCAUGGAGACACGACCUACAGACCAAGAUGGCGAUUUAAAUGAACUGAUACGAUCGUACUAUGUAGACACUUAUUCUGAUAUUUCAAAUGGUCUCACGGAUGGAAUUGAUCUUAAAAAUUCUCAUAUUAAAGAGAAUAUAGUACCGUAUAUAUCACAGGUCCGCCCAGAAGUCCGAAGACACAGAAUAAAACGACUAGGAAUUGCUGGCCACGAAAACAUUGAUAUGAUAUUAAAUCACCUGAAAUCCAGUCGACAAAACAGAUUUAGACCAGCACUAUCCGUCGGCGGUUCCUUUGCAAAUUUGAGAAAUAUGAUGUCGAAAGCUGGACGUUAGGACGAAAGCCUUGCACGUUUACAUACUCAAAGAGUAUAUUGUGACUAUGACCACAAAAGAUAUUAAAUUUCGUCUACUUUAUAUUUCUAUAUUAUAAAAUUGUGGUUGAUAUCUGUGUUAGAAACAGUUGUGAUACACCAUUUUAGUUCUUUUAAAAUCCUACUUUUUUCUAUCUAAUUCUCAUGUAAGAGUGAUUUUACAUUUUUGUGAUACACCAUUUUAGUUCUUAAAACAAAUCCUGCGUUUCUCUAUCUUAUUCUCAUGUUAGAGUGAUUUUACUUAGGUAAGUUGUAUUUUUAGGUGAUAUUAACAUAUUAACUUGAAUAAUUUGGCUGAAUUAAAGAAUUUAGAAAAACCAAUACUUUUUAUAUAAGCUUUAAAAUUGCUUGUAAUAGUUGAAAUUAUCUUUAAUGCUAAAUUUAUUAAUCAAUUAAUUUACUUGUUUGAUAACAGAAAAUUUGUUAUUAGGAAACAACAUUUAAAAGACCAUAACUUUGUAUAUUUCAUACAAGUCGAAUUUCUGUUCUGUUUGGAUUUUGUUCUUUUUUUAAGUUGUUUUUGUAAACAUAAUUUAUAAUGUUGAAACAUAAAAGUUUCGGUAUGAGCUUAGUAAUCAAAAUUUGUCUUACAUUCCAUCAAAAUAAUAAAUGGAGAUGCUGUACAAUUUAAUUGCAACUUGGGUUUAAUUUGAAAGUUGGGUAAAAUAGAUUUUUGAAAAUGGUCUAUUCUAAAUGGUCUAAUCUUUAUUAGAAAAAAAUAGUGAUUAAAAAAUAUGUGAUUAGCGGGUAGAAUCUUUCAUGACACAAAAUCAACAAAAUCAGGGAGUUCUGAAUAUCUGAUAAAAAGUUUGAAUAAAACAAGAACAUUGAACAUUCUUAACAAUGAUAAAGCAAACCAAGAGUCUUUAAUACCAAACUGGAUUGUUAGAGAUAUACAAAUACUGAUUUUAUAUCUGUUCUGAAACUUUAUUAUGCUGAGCUGUACGAUGCCAGCCAUUUUCAACUCUACCAGACUGUCAAUUCCUGUUUGACAAUACUUUAAUCUUUUAUUAUACCCACUGUACAUGAAAUAUAAGAUUUGUGAUAUACUAACGUUGCACGACAUCAAGUGCUACUUUUUUUACAUUUUAUUAUUCGUGUUACAAUGUAGAAGCAAAUAUCUGAAAAUCUACUGAUUCUUUUUAUAGAAAUAAACUUUAUUUUACUGGCAUUA